Tetrahymena thermophila SB210 is the source of this 1626-nucleotide messenger RNA. RefSeq lists its product as hypothetical. The record is from RefSeq and is a predicted model, not a curated record. The transcript has 4 exons. Lineage: Eukaryota; Ciliophora; Oligohymenophorea; Hymenostomatida; Tetrahymenidae.
AUGUAAUUGUUUAUAUUAUAAAACUAAAAUAAUUAAAAUAACAAAUAAAAUCAAAAACAGAUCAUGAAAGAAGAUAACACUGAAUUAGAAGAUCCUUUAUUUGAAUAAGAAUUUGAUUAUAAAAGUGAAAAAGAUUAUAAUGAAUCUAAUACUGAACACUUUAUAAAUUUGUUCUAUGUAAAAAUGUUCAAAAAUAAUAAAAAAGAACCUCUUAAAGAUGUUUAGAAAGUUAAGGAAAGUAAACUGAAAAAAAAUAUUUUCUUCUGGUAUCAACUUUAAGAAAAUGAAGAAUUGAAUUGUUUACUUGAAAAUUUAAAAUUUAAUUUGUAAAUAUAUUAAUAUGAUUCUUAGUUUAAAGAUGUAAAAAUUAUAUACAAAUAAACACGUUAUAAUGAUAAUCUGGAUUUAAGAUUUAUUAAUAAAAAAGAUACUCCUAAAAGAUUUCUAUUUCAUUUUGUAGAGCGAAAAGUAAAUUUCAAUAAAAUCAAUGAGGAUAACAAGUACAUUUUAAGUGAAUCGUAAAAUAAAGCAGAGGGAAAAAAAUAAAAUAAUCUAUUAGAUGAGGAAAUUCAAAAGAAAGAAAAAAAUCUUAAAAUGAAUUAAAAAUAAAAUAAAAAAUCUUAUUUUUUUGUAAAAAAAUUUGAUUAUAAAAGUCAAGGAGAUUAUAUUAAAUCUGAUCCUAUAAAAUCUAUAAAUUCGUUCUAUGAAAAAAUGUUCAAGGGAAAAGAAAAUUUAAGCUAUGAAUCUAUUCCAAAUGUUUAGAAACUUAAUGAAAUUGAACUUGAACUUGAAAAAAAUACUUUCUUCUGGUAUCAAUUUUAAGAAAAUGAAAAAGAAUUGGAAAGUGUAUUUGAGGAAUUGAACUGUGGUGGCAAAAAUUAACGUUCUGUUUAAAGCUAAAAUUUUCAAUACAUUCAAAUACCUUAUAAUGAAAAUCUGGAUUUAAGAUUAAUUAGAUUAAUUAAAUAAAAUGAAGUGACUAAAAGAGUACUUUGUCAUUUUGUAGAGCCAAAAUAAAUUAAUGAAAAAUUAUAAGAGGAAUUUAAGUACUAUUUUUGUGAAUCGUAAAUAGAAGAAGAAGAAGAAGAAGAAGAAGAAAAAGAAGAAGAAGAAGAGGAAGAAAAAAAUAAUAAUCGAUUGAAUGAGGAAAUUCAAAUGAAAGAAAUAAUGGCAAAUACGAAAAACAAAAAGGAUCAAAACACUAAAUCACCUCCUUAAUAUUUAUAUGAGGAAUAAGAUUUAGAAGAUCAACACACUUCAGAUUUAGGUGAAAUCUAGAGUUCUGAAUCUCUGUAAGAUGAGGAGGAUUUUAACAAGAAAGGAUAACCAACAAAAAAGAUUAAAACUCAAGAAAAUAUGGAUAAAGAUGAAUAGAUCCCAGAUACUAAACCUUCCUUGAAUUGUGCAAAUACGAGCGACAAAGAAAUAUUUAAAAAACUUUAAUUUGACCAUUUAGAAAGUUUCUAAAAUUCAUAAAUUUAAUAUAAAAAUUCUUACAAGCUAUUCUUAAAUGGGUAAGAUACAUAUACUAAUAAAUCUAUAGUAUUGAAUCGCAUCUUAACACAACUUAAUUCAAAUGAUGAAUUAUAGUUGGCCUUACUAGAAGCUAUUAAACUAAAUGAAUGA